CCAGAGGAGGAGAGGCCAGCGGGUCCCUGGCGGGGAGGAAGGCCCCGGAGCUCAGUAGCCCUGCCGCAGGCCCACCGGCCAUGGAUGGGACAGCCAGCCUGAGCGCCGUGGGCCGCCCCCAGCACGCCUCUGCCAUCCCCGUGCCCCGCGCUGCCUCGCAGAGCAGGACCCAGACCCCGGCGGCAUCACCCCAGCUGCGGCCGCGCCAGGCCAGCCUGGCCCUGAGCCCCCCGCGGGCAGUCUCCCCGAGACUGGGCAAGGCCGGCGGCCCUUCCAGGGGCUCGUCCCCUAAGGCCCCCUGGGGGAAAGUCUCCCCCAAGGCCACAGGGGCGCCCAGGGAGCUGUCUGAGGGGGCGGGGGCUCCCGCCGGCUCCCCCUGGAGCAGCCCCCGUGCGGCCCCCAAGGAGGCCCUGGCCAGCCGGGCUGGGUCGAGAAGAGCUGGAGAGACACGGGGCACCCCGGGGCAGAAGAGGGGGACCCAGGAGGGGACCGUGACCCGCCAGGCCCGCGGCAGGAGCCCCUCCCGUGCCAGCUCCCGUGGAGACACUCAGAUACUGGAGACUCCUGAAGCUCGAAAGCCCUCCAACCACCCAGGGAAAGAUCAGGGAGACGCUCCCGGCACAAGUCCCGGGGUGCCCAGGCCUCUGGAGCCUGAACCGCGGAUGGCGUCGGGGCCUCCUUCCCUGUCAGGCAGCCCCACGCGGAGCCCACGCCCGGCCCCGGGCGCCGUCAGCUUCGGCUCAGCUCACCCGCAUGGCCAGCCCGCCACAGCCACGGUGGCCCCUUUCCAGUACAGGGUCCAGGCCGACCCGGAGCCGGGCCCCCUCCGCCAAGGCAGCUGGGCCUCUGACGGCUACUCCAGCCCCCGCGGGUGCGCUGAGGAGGAACUCUCCAGCCGGG
Messenger RNA from Capra hircus (goat), 900 nucleotides. RefSeq lists its product as uncharacterized. The record is from RefSeq and is a predicted model, not a curated record. Lineage: Eukaryota; Metazoa; Chordata; Mammalia; Artiodactyla; Bovidae.